Molecule: messenger RNA, 9057 nt
Organism: Sycon ciliatum
Lineage: Eukaryota; Metazoa; Porifera; Calcarea; Leucosolenida; Sycettidae
Product: protein piccolo-like
Exons: 35
Coding region: 1087-8859 (2590 amino acids)
Cellular component (GO): eukaryotic translation initiation factor 4F complex
Molecular function (GO): translation initiation factor activity; mRNA binding; protein binding
Source: RefSeq, a predicted model, not a curated record
AGUGUCUCCUCCAAACGUCGGAGCUCGCCCUUCCUGCGACUGACUCAACACUUGACUCACUCAGCGUCCGUGUGCGACACUGACUCACGCUGCUGGCCGGUGCUGAGAUGUUUGUCGCGCUGGGUACCGCGCGUCUCUGUCACAGUCAGUAUCACUAUCAGUUUGUAUCUCUGGGUGAUGGUUUGGCCUGGAGACCAAUACUACUUAUAUUAGGCAGUGGUGCAAGCAUAGAUUAUAGUUACUCUAUUUAUAGUUUUUUGUUUAUCUACUCUUGGCGGUGCUCAUCAGACACAAUCAGUCAAUCUUCCUCAGCCUACUACUGGUGCUCAAGCUCAACUGAUGAGGGAUGAAUUCCCCCAAAACACUGUGUAUUGAGCGGGGAGUGGUGCUUUUUUGAAGGCUUGCGGAGUGGAAGGCCAAGGGUUCGAAGGGCUUCUCGUGUUCUCCAGACGCAGUCGUGAGUCAGUCAAGUGUCAAGUCAGUCGGUAGGAAGCGCGAGCUCCGACGUUUGGAGCAGACACUUUACCGCCGAUGUCGCAACAACAUCGUAGCUCGUAGUAUUGUUUUUUCAGUGAACUGUCGGAUCCGCGCGCCCAACGUUACGUUGCAACAAGUGCGGGUGCAUGCUGUUGUCAAAAGUGCGCUGGAUUGUGUGCUGUCGUUGGCCUCCUACGUACUGUAGCAGUGUAGGUAUCUAUGGACUAUGGCCCAUAACGGCAAUAGUAUGGCCUUUCUAGUGUGUGUAGUGUGUGUAGUGACCGCCGGUCGAGUUCAGGUGAGCGAAUACCAUGAAUGCGAGAGGAAGACUUGAACGCCCUAGUUGUUCAAGUUUGGCAACAGCGGAUCCAGUGUCGUCUCCACGCAGCGUGUAGACGGUAGCUCUUUUCCAGCGUCAGGCAGGACAGGAUCAACAACAUUGUGCCCGCCUCAGCCGCAACACGCCCCAGCACAAGUUGCAAUAGCUCCAGGGACCGACCGCUGCGUGGAUAUCCAAGUGCGUUGGAUGCUAGGUGCGACCGUACCGAAGCGCUUGCAAGUGUCAGUGGAUCGUUUUCUGGCCCUCCGCCCCUCAAUCGCUCCGUCAGUAUGUCUGCAGGUGCCUCAGCAGUUCCACCAUCUGCUGCCGCGGCAACAAAUGGGGAUACUGCACCCGCAGUGGCACUGCCAGAAUGUGAGGUCGAGGAGAAGGCCAACGCUUGCACUGAAGAAUUCUUGAGUAGUUUCUACGAUGGCGAGAUUCCGCAUUGUGUCCCGGAACCUCCCUCCUCCAGAUACCUUCCAACAAUUGUCGCUAGGAUGAUAAUAUCGGAGUUGAAGCAGGACGAGCAUUGCAAAGGAAUUGAUCUACUCGCUGAGCUGGCCCGGAUUGGCACGGCCAGUCUGGAGUACAUAGUAGCUGGACUGGAUCUGGUUCUGGAGGAGACACCAGACUUAGAGUCCGAUAUUCCGCAUAUCUAUGAUCUACUGGCGAGUGUAAUUGGCGCAAUAGUUUUCACCUGCAAUUUAAGAAUUCCUACACUGUCAGUGCUGGCCUUCAAGCAUCUUCGAGAUGCCGGGCAGGCAGACAUCUUCAUGGUGAAAGUGUAUAAGGCUAUUGCCGAGAAAAAGGUUCUAAGGCCCUCAGCGAAGCCACAGAUGCCUCACCAGCCAACCGGCGCUCAGAGUGCAAUGCCUGCGGAUUACUACCCAGGCUUUCCUGCGUACGUGGCACCAAGCAAUUAUGCCUUCAGCUGGGGCGUGGCUGUCGCAGCCCCUACAGUUGCUUGCCUGUCAGGCGUGAAACCGAUGCGCACCAGUGGAGCCAGAUCCGAAACGGAUCCACCCGCCACCGGUAUGAGGCGUAGCAGUAGCAGCAGCAGCAGCGAUGCUCCUACAGCCAAGGCUACAGUGAUCGUUUCACCGGCUGCGGCCACGCUGAUAUUGGGUAGCGCCUACGGACCGCCGCACAUUCUUGGAGCUACGCCGGCGGGGUAUGUCCAGUUCCCUGGCACUUCACCACAGUAUGGUGUUGUGCCGCAAAUCCACCCAACCCAGCACGCGAUGCCUGCUACACUGCUGCCUGGCCAGCAGCCACCAACACACUAUUCACAGCAACACCAGCUGCAAUAUAUGACACGGCAGCAGCCAGCUGCCGUCGCCACUGCUGGUAUUCCAACCCCGCAGGCCAGUGGUGUCGCGCAUCAUCACCAGCAGCAGCCGCCGUUGCCUCACCACCAGCAGCAAGCAGCGUGGCAGCAGCAGCAGCUGCAACAUCAGCAUCAGUCACAGGGUGCCACUGCCACUGGUCAUCUUUGGCCAUCACCACCUCAGCAGCUGCAACAUCAGCAUCAGCCACAGGGUGCCACUGGUCAUUGUCAGCCAUCACCACCUCAGCAGCACCAACAGCACCACCAGCAGCAGCAGCAGCAAAAGACACCGCAGCCGCCGUCUUCCGGUGAGUCCAGCGCACAGCCGACGCCUGGACGCUCUACUGUCCAACACCGUCGUCUGAGUCAUGCGGUCACCUUGAAAAACCCGAACACUGGCAAGGACCUCACAGAUGAACACAUUCUUGGAGCUACGCCGCCGGGGUAUGUCCAGUUCCCUGGCACUUCACCACAGUAUGGUGUUGUGCCGCAAAUCCACCCAACCCAGCACGCGAUGCCUGCUACACUGCUGCCUGGCCAGCAGCCACCAACACACUAUUCACAGCUACACCAGCUGCAAUAUAUGACACAGCAGCAGCCAGCUGCCGUCGCCACUGCUGGUAUUCCAACCCCGCAGGCCAGUGGUGUCGCGCAUCAUCACCAGCAGCAGCCACCGUUGCCUCACCACCAGCAGCAAGCAGCGUGGCAGCAGCAGGCAGCACUCCAGCAGCAGCUGCAACAUCAGCAUCAGUCACAGGGUGCCACUGCCACUGGUCAUCUUUGUCCAUCACCACCUCAGCAGCUGCAACAUCAGCAUCAGCCACAGGGUGCCACUGGUCAUUGUCAGCCAUCACCACCUCAGCAGCACCAACAGCACCACCAGCAGCAGCAGCAGCAAAAGACACCGCAGCCGCCGUCUUCCGGUGAGUCCAGCGCACAGCCGACGCCUGGACGCUCUACUGUCCAACACCGUCGUCUGAGUCAUGCGGUCACCUUGAAAAACCCGAACACUGGCAAGGACCUCACAGAUGAAAUCGUUUCACCGGCUGCGGCCACGCUGAUAUUGGGUAGCGCCUACGGACCGCCGCACAUUCUUGGAGCUACGCCGCCGGGGUAUGUCCAGUUCCCUGGCACUUCACCACAGUAUGGUGAUGUGCCGCAAAUCCACCCAACCCAGCACGCGAUGCCUGCUACACUGCUGCCUGGCCAGCAGCCACCAACACACUAUUCACAGCAACACCAGCUGCAAUAUAUGACACGGCAGCAGCCAGCUGCCGUCGCCACUGCUGGUAUUCCAACCCCGCAGGCCAGUGGUGUCGCGCAUCAUCACCAGCAGCAGCCGCCGUUGCCUCACCACCAGCAGCAAGCAGCGUGGCAGCAGCAGGCAGCACUCCAGCAGCAGCUGCAACAUCAGCAUCAGUCACAGGGUGCCACUGCCACUGGUCAUCUUUGUCCAUCACCACCUCAGCAGCUGCAACAUCAGCAUCAGCCACAGGGUGCCACUGGUCAUUGUCAGCCAUCACCACCUCAGCAGCACCAACAGCACCACCAGCAGCAGCAGCAGCAAAAGACACCGCAGCCGCCGUAUUCCGGUGAGUCCAGCGCACAGCCGACGCCUGGACGCUCUACUGUCCAACACCGUCGUCUGAGUCAUGCGGUCACCUUGAAAAACCCGAACACUGGCAAGGACCUCACAGAUGAAGCUCAAAGGCCCUCAACGAAGCCACAGGUGCCUCACCAGCCUACCGGCGCUCAGAGUGCAAUGCCUGCGAAUUUCCACCAAGGCUUUACUGUGCACAUGGCACCAGGCAAUGCCGUCAGCGGUGGCAUCGCUGUCACUGCAGCCGCUGCAGUUGCUUCCACGUCAGACGCGAAACCGAUGCGCACCAGUGGAGCCAGAUCCAAAACGGAUCCACCCGCCACCGGUAUGAGGCGUAGCAGUAGCAGCAGCAGCAAUGCUCCUGCAGCCAAGGCUACAGUGGUAUGGACCUCUGAAUCCGCUGAGGGCUCUGCCGCCAAGUCCAUCACAGCGGCAUCUGUGGUGUCGGACAAGCCAUCCACAGAGGCAUCGGCUGGAAAGUCGGCCGAGGUUUCAGCUGCAAAGCCUGCAGAGGUGUCGACUGCAAAGUCUGCCGAGGCGUCGGCUGCGAAGUCUGCUGAGGCGCCAGCUGCGAAGUCUGCUGAGAAGCCUACCGGUAAUGAGUGGGUUGCGAAAUCUGCAGAGGUACCGAUUGCAAAGUCUGCUGAGGCGCCGGCUGGGAAGUCCACUGAGGCGCCAGCUGUAACAUCUGCUGAGGCGCCGGCCUCGAAGUCUGCCGAGGCACCAGCUGAGAAGUCCACUGAGACACUGGCUGUAAAGUCUGCUGGGGUGGCAAAUGCGAAGCCUUCUUAUGCGUCGGUUGUGUAUGAUGCUGUGGUACCGGCUGUGAAGUCUGCCAAGGCGCCGGCUUCAAAGCCUAGCAAGGCGCCGGCUUCAAAGCCUAGCAAGGCGCCGGCUUCAAAGCCUAGCAAGGCGCCGGCUUCAAAGCCUAGCAAGGCGCCGAUUGCGAAGUCGGCCGAGGUGUCAAAGUCAAAGUCUGACGAAGCAAUGGGUGCCAAGACUAGGGAGCGUCGUGCCACAACACAGACUACGUCCACUGAUCCUCGCCAAAUGUCCAGUCCAAUCGGUGGCGCUGCACUGUAUGCCCGUGGGGCACCUCGUGCAGUUGUGGCAGGCAAGAAAAACAUGCAAUCGGAUGUGAAGCCUGGUUUUCUACCACGGACUACUGUCUUUCUGAAGGAUUGUUCUCCGGCCACUGCCUGUGCCACAAUGUCGGACGCUGCCACGCAUGAGGAGAGGAGUACACAGCAGUCACCGGACCAAUCCCCGGCUGGCUCUCCGCCUGGUUCUCCGGCUGAUUCCCCGGAGCCGAUGGUUAGAGUGUCCAAGGGCAAAAGUGCCAAGAGCUUCCGCCACCGGGAACUUCCUGAUUCUGACCCGUUGACUGGCUAUAAGGACAAGCCAGCCCGAGAGGAGGCUAAGCCAGAGAGUAAGAAGGGUGCCAAGAAGACCAAGCAACAGCAAAAGCCAGCUCCAGAGCAACAGCAAACUGAGCCAGCUCCAGAGCCGACAUGGGAUGAGAAGGAUGAUCGUGAGCUGGUCGCUGACCUCCCAACGUCUUUGCUUGGCAAUGUGGCCGGCCCUGAACCAGUCCAAUCAGAUUCGAAAACUGCAAAGCCUGGAACGCCAUCCGACGAAAAAAAGAUCUUGAAGACCGUCGUCCCGGGCAUCCGUUAUCCAGAUGAAGACAUGUGGCGUCCUGAUAAUCCCGAGGGUAGGAAGUCCUACGACGGGAUCUAUUUAAGGCAAUUUUCUGGUUACGCCGACCUGCCUGCUAACUUGCCAGUGGAGGUUGAGAUUAGUCGGCGUCUUUCAUUUGCUGCAGCUUCUGCAGUUUCUCUGCAGUCUCCGAAUCCCAAAUCCCAUCAAGAUCAGAGUGGAGAAUCAUCCGUUCCCCCGCCUCCGUCGCAAGGUGGCCGAGGCUCGUCUGGUGGCCGGCAAGGCCGGACCAGCCGAAGCAGCGUCUCGUCACAGUCUUCGCGCAAAACGGUCACACUCCAGAUGGACACGACAGCAGCGGCUAAGCUAGAGAGUAAGAAGGGUGCCAAGAAGGCCAAGCAACAGCAAAAGCCAGCUCCAGAGCAACAGCAAACUGGCGCAGCUCCAGAGCCGACAUGGGAUGAGAAGGAUGAUCGUGAGCUGGUCGCUGACCUCCCAACGUCUUUGCCUGGCAAUGUGGCCGGCCCUGAACCAGUCCAAUCAGAUUCGAAAACUGCAAAGCCUGGAACGCCAUCCGACGAAGAAAAGAUCUUGAAGACCGUCGUCCCGGGUAUCCGUUGUCCGGAUGAAGACAUGUGGCGUCCUGAUAAUCCCGAGGGUAGGGAGUCCUACAACAGGAGCUUUGUAAGGCAAAUUUCUGGCCGUGUCGACCUGCCUGGUAACUUGCCACGGGGGGUUGAGAAUAUUCAGCGUGGCGGGGCGGCUCACGGGGAAGAUAAGCCGAAGAAACUGAAUGAAGUUCAUCAGGAGGCCAAGGCAGCGGAGAAUGCGGGUGCGGCAGCAGCUGCCAUGCCACGCUCCAGCUCCUCGCAUUCUGAGAGGAAUUCUUCGCAUGGAGGAAGUCGCAGCCACUCAGGCCGUAACACCAACGCUGAGGGCGAUGGCUGGCAGACAGCGCUACCACGCCAGCGCUCUGAGCCUGAUAGGCUAAGGGGCACCAGUCAAUGUGCGGCACUCUCGCAUCGCACAGAUGACACAAUGAGCUUGGGCCCGAGUGGUCUCUCUUUCGGGGGACAGGGUAGCAUGGGCGGCACCUCUGGCAGUGCUCCUCUUGAUGUGGAGCGGGGCAACCGUUAUGCAAGCUUGGCAGCAGCUGAUCCAGUUCGCUCUCCAGAGCAGCGUGUAAACGAUAGCUCCACUGCAUCAUCACGCAGGACAGGAUCAACAUCCUUGUCGCACGGCUCAGCCGCGCCACACCCCAGCGCAAACCGCACUAGCUGCACGGACCAAGUUGUGCGCGGAGGUCCGCCGCCACCAGGUUCUCCUCGUGACGUUCGCAAAGAGAUUCCAGAUCUCGAUCGCUCUCUCAGUAUGCCUGGAGGUGCCUUAGCAGUUUCACAACCUGCUGCCGCAGCAAUGAAUAGUGAUACUGCACCCGCAGUGGCAGAGGUCGAGAAGAAGGCGCGCGCUCUCACUGAAGUGAAUGUGCCCGACGCUGGCGAGCCGUUGCAGAAAAGCUCUAAUCGUUGGAAGCCAACCUGCGAGAAAAAGACGGAGGGUUCCAGCGAUGCCGAGACGCAAGCGGUACUUAGCCGAAUGAUGACGAUCCUUAACGAAUUGACACCGGAGAAGUUCGAGAAGCUCGCCAUGGCGUUUGAUGAGUUGGAAAUAAACUCUGAAGAGAGGUUGCGCGGUGUGGUAGAGCUCAUCUGCAAGAAGUCAUUAUCGGAGCCAACUUAUUGUGAACUCUACGCUCGCAUUUGCUUGCGUAUAGCGGAUUUAGAAGUGCCAGCCAUUGCUGGCGGCGAGGCACUAUCGCUCCGCAAGGUACUGUUGACGAAAUGCCAAAAAGAGUUUUACUCAAGGGACUCGGCCUUCGCAGACCUCGAGAAAAAGCAUCUCAGCGAUGCGGACAAGCUCUCGAGUGAAGACCUGAAACAGAAGACUGCGGAGUACGAAAGUGAGGUCAGCGUACUCAAGAAGAACUCACUCGGCAACAUUAAAUUCAUUGGGCAGCUGUUCAUGCUGAGGUUCUUGACUAAGACCGUUAUCUACUGGUGCUUGAGGAAGCUGCUGGCGGCUGGAGACGAACACUCUCUGGAACUGAUGUGCGAGUUGUUUGAGACCACAGGAGGUGGGAUCGACCGCAAAAAUGCCAAAACUCGCAUUCCUGAAUACGUCCACAAGAUUGGACGAAUUAUCAAGAAGAAACCUGGAAUAAAGGGCGUGUCCACGAGGACACGAAUCUUGCUCGAGGAGCUGGUCUCAAAAUUGAAGCGUCUCAGGGCGUAUUGCAGGGAAGAUAACAAGCCGCCACCAGGUCCUCGUGACGUUCGCAAAGAUAUUCCAGAUAUCGAUCGGUCUCUCAGUAUGCCUGGAGGUGCCUUAGCAGUUUCACAAGCUGCUGCCGCAGCAAUGAAUAGUGAUACUGCACCUGCAGUGGCAGAGGUCGAGAAGAAGGCGCGAGUUCUCACUGAAGAUUUCUUUAGCAAUCCCGACGCUGGCGAGGUUCGGCUUUGUGUAGCAGACAUCAAUUCGCCCAUAAGUCACCCAGCCAUUGUCUCUACGAUGAUCACCUGUGCAUUGGAGAUGAAGGACAAACAGUGCAAGCUAGUUGCCGAUCUAUUCACUGAACUGGUCCCUGACGGCACGAUCAAGCUGGAGUGCAUAGUGGCUGGACUGUAUCGAGUUCUGGAGGAGACACCAGACUUGGCGUUAGAUAUUCCGCAUAUCUAUGAUCUACUGGUGAUUGUCAUUGUUCCGCUCGUUUUCAACUGCAAGUUAAAAAUUUUCACACUAUCAGAGCUAGUCGUCAAGCAUCUCCGAGAUGUCGGGAAAGCAGCCGUCUUCAUGGUGAAAGUGUUGAAGGCUAUUGCCGAGAAAAAGGGAGAGUUUGUCGCCCGUCAAUUGUGUGGAACAGCCUAUCUCAAGUGGAGCUCACUAUUGCAAGAUGGACAGAAUGUUGAUCAGUUCCUUGCUGACCAAGGUGUGCAGUUUCUGGACUGCCCGUCCCUUCCAGAUUUCCAGGAAGACAGUUAUAACCGACCUCGCGGACGUGAUGUCAAGGAUUGGAUUGACCGCACCUACCAGGAUACAACCACUGCUUCCUUUGCUGAAGAUUGUGCAUCCAGAAUUGCCUGUGCUUUCAUUGACCCAACCACUCGAGAGUUUGCGAAUGCCAAAUGUGAAACCUUGCUCAUACUCGGCAUUUCCAGAUACUUUGAGCAUGACCCCGAUCUCCGGUACGCUGUCAUCCUGGGCCUGGAGAAAGUCGCUGCUCAGUACGAUCACCAUCCCGGUAUGCUCCAGUCCUUAUUUGAUGCGUUUUACUCUGGAGAUGCAUCCGAUGCGAAAGCAUUCUUCAAGUGGGAGGCGAUGGCAACACCCACUGGAGACGAUUGCCUCCACGGUGUAGCGCUCAACUCUGUCAAGCAAUUCUUGGCGUUCUUGCACUCUGCGUACCCUGACCAUUAGGGUUUAGAUCACUAGCAGUCAGUCAACCAAGAGCUUCCGCAACUCCUCGCCAUCGUCUAUGUGUUCCUGCCAUAGGUUGUGCAGCUCAUCCGCUGCCAGCAUCUCCAGUAACUGUCAAGCUGAUAUCUGUUUUCAUGCUCAGUCCCGAUUUCUUCAUUUCCUGAAACAAUAUGCGAGCCACCCGUCGUUCAUACUUCA